UUGUGGGCGCCUCCCGCGAGCGUUCUACAAGGACUCCCACAGUCAGCCGCCAGGUUUUGGUCCCACAGCUCAAAGACUGGCGCAAGCCCUUCAAACCCCGGAUCAAGCCGGAACGACCAGACCACAAGAGGUUCCCUGACGAUGAGCCGAUGAAAUCAAGACCUCAGUUCGCGAAGUUCGCGCUCAUGGCCAAGGAGCUGUGCUGGGUGACCAGCAAGCAGCUUGAGGACGCCAGGCGCGAGAUCGUGCGCGCGACGAGUCGCACUGCCAAGGAAUGGCCUGGGUUGGUGGGGUUUAGAUUUUCAGGUUUUAAAGUGCUGGGUGGCUUAGGUUAUGAGUUUUGGGGUUGGGAUGGGUUGGGGGAUGUUAGGGGUUUGGGCUUUGGUCGUUGGUUGCGGAUACUUAGCUUCACGUUUAUUGAUCGAUCGACGGAUGCCAUCAGGUAG
This is a messenger RNA of Symbiodinium sp. CCMP2456, 446 nucleotides long. The record is from the annotation of a GenBank genome assembly. NCBI's taxonomy places the organism in Eukaryota, Dinophyceae, Suessiales, Symbiodiniaceae.